This is a messenger RNA of Zychaea mexicana, 1801 nucleotides long. RefSeq lists its product as uncharacterized. NCBI's taxonomy places the organism in Eukaryota, Fungi, Mucoromycota, Mucoromycetes, Mucorales, Lichtheimiaceae. The record is from RefSeq and is a predicted model, not a curated record. Bases 149 to 1678 code for a protein of 509 amino acids. The transcript has 3 exons.
AGGACAAGACACUACUCUUCAACCAUCCACUCCAAAGCUUGUUUUGUUGUGACGUUUCGCUGCCAUUUUAUCAAAUUUCACAACCACGAAAAAAAAAGCCCAGACUCAAUAAAAACCGCUCACGGUCUUUUUUCUUUUUCCAACGGUAAUGGAGAGAUACUAUCGAAGCUACGACGAACGCCCAAGAGGCUAUUACGAGCGACCACGAUCAGACACAUAUCGCCCAGGCGAGAGUUAUCGAUCAGAACGUGAUUAUCGAGACGGAAAUGGGAGUAAUUAUUCUCCCAGUAGUCGCUACGCAUCGUCUCGUUCGCCAGCGCAUGGACUAAGCGGUGGAGGAGGACCCGUUGGUUCUAGCAGCUCAAGUAGAAGUGGUGAUCGAUAUCAUGAUGACCAUUGGUACGGUAGUUACCCUGAUCCACGAUCUCAUGGCCCGUCACAUUACUCGCCUUCACGAGGUUCGUCUCCUUCUCGAUCAUCGCCUUCAGUGUCACCCCGCCGACAAUCGUACGGGGGCUACUAUUCACGGCGAUCCAGCCAGUACCCGCCGCCGCAUUCUCGUCGCUCGUCGCCUUCACCUGGUAGGCGUGAUUCAUACGAAAGACGCUCACCAUAUCAUGGUAGUAGUGGUAUGUCUGGUGUCGUUGGCAGCAACAGUAGCAGCAACAACAACAACAGCGGCAGUAGCGGUGCAGCACAAUUGCCGCCACCCCCACCGCUUCCGCCAGGUGGUUCUUCUAGUGGAUUAGCGUAUCCGCCGAGCAGCAGUUAUUCAUACUAUCGAUCAAGCAGCGGCGCCGGAUCGCCGAUGCACCCAUACGGCUCGUCUUAUUCUCCACGACGUAGCCAUCAUUAUCCUGGUCCGCCACCUUCCUCUUCCUAUUCACCUCGUUCGUCCUCGCGGCCACCGCCUUUGACAGGAUCGCGUUAUUAUGGGCCGUCGCGAGAUGCACCGCAACCGAGAAUAUCAUCGUCGACAUCGUCUUCCUCAUCGACUUCAUCGAUAAUGCCACCGGGUAGCUCUUAUCGACCCGCUGCAACAGCAUCUUCAGAACAACAACAGCAACCACCUUACGCUUCUUCCUCAAGACCGACAACACCCACAGCAGCACAACCAGCACCACUUCCACCGCCAUCCACCGUAGUAUCCUCAGUAUCAGCAUCAUCUACAUCAAUGGGAGCGCCAGGACCACCACCGCCGCCGCCUCACACACAACCAUUAUCAUCGCCAUAUUCACCUUCCAGUUACUCUCGCGCUCCCUAUAGCAGUCAUCACCAUCAUCACCACCAUCAUCAUUACCAAGGUCCUCCGCCAUCAUCAACGUCCAUUCGCCAUCCCCAUGUUUCCAGCACACCUCAUCCCACAUAUCGUAGCUACCAGCAUCAUCACUCACACAACCCACAACCUCCAGCACGGCCAAGACAAUCAUGGGCACCGGAAGUGGAAAAGGAGCUGGAGAGAUAUCAUGCUGAGGAUCGCAAGUCAUGUGCAGAAGAGAUCAAGGUGUUGGCGACGACAAGGAAAAGCCGGUUUGAGCUGGAACUGGCGAACUGGGAAACAAGUAAACUUGACCAUCAACUGGAACUCGUGCAGAAGCAGUAUGAUGAAUACGAUCUCGAAGAGCUGAUCAAUUCUGAGCUUCGGUCAAAGACGGCUGGAAAGGCGGGAAGGCCUUAGUGUAAAGAGUUGGAUCUAUCUACAUUCAGUGCGCCUUCAUAGCUUCUACUUUUUUCUUUUUGUGGACCCAAUAUAUCCUUGCUAUGUGAUCAAUAAAUGGAUUCUUGCUAGCAGCAUAAUUAC